GUGUGAGAGGAAAAAGCAACACACUCGCGGAAGGUGAAGCAUGAAUUGGCAGAUUGACAUCCUUUCGCUCUUUGGGGAAUAAGGACCGCGCGUGUGUCUGUGCGCCCGCGUGCCAUGCGGCCCCACCCCUGCUCCUCUUCUGCCCGACUCCCUCAGGAUAUUUUUAGCGCUGCUGCUGCUGAUGAGCUCUGUCAAAUCACGUAACGGAAACAAGCUCAGAGCAGAAGCGGCGGAGCUGCUGUGCACAGUCCGGUUUUUACGGAGAAUCUGCCGGGGGAGGUGAGAUGAGAUUAGAAAUAAACUUGGUGUUCGUCGUGUUGGUGCUGCUGCUUACCGGCUCAACGCAGACAAGAGGUCAGAGCAGUGCUUUGCUCCCUGUCCUCCCUGGGAGUCAUACCGGCACCUCAGCAUCUCCUGACCGUGUGACAGGGGAUCCUGGGAAUGAGGGCCCGCAGGGGACACGUGAUCCUGCAGGAAAGGAUGAAACCUCCACUGAAACCAUCACCAGGGCUGAAGGAACAGUCAGAUCAGAUAAUGUCACUGAUGCAGCAUUUAAAUCCCACUUGUUGAGCACAAGCUCUGCAGCUGCAACAUCUGCACACACCGAUGGAGCCGUGGUCAUGAAGGCUCACACAGGUGCUGCCUCUUCUCCAGCUGGCGCCCACAGCCUUUCAUCCACGCCUAUGGCGCACAGCCCCACCCCUCUGCAUCACGUCUCCACCACUGAGGACAGGAAGCCCAGGGCCACAGAUCCCACAGCCACCUUUUCAUCUCAGCCAGCCCGCACGGUGCCGAUUAUGAGCUCCACCACCCAGUCACAGGCCAAAUCCCAGCCCACAGGCCGCCCUCCCACCUCAGCUCCAGUCCCUGUGGGGCCAAAACACCGGGAGGCCCCAUCUGAACUCAACGUUGGAGAUGAAGAGCUCAAGGGGCCCCGGUACCACCCGAGCUCCCGUUUGGACCCCCUGCUGGCUGGUCUGCUGUCAGUGUUCAUCGUCACCACUGCCAUCGUCUUUGUCGUCCUCUUCCUGAAGCUCCGCCAGCGGACAAACCACCCCGAGUUUCAUCGGCUGCAGGAUCUCCCCAUGGAUGAUUUGAUGGAGGACACACCGCUCUCCAGAUACACUUACUGAGGGACGCGUCCUGUCAGUCAGAGGCAACAGAAGCAACGCGGACACCACAGGAAGAAUAUCUGGACACGAGCAAAGCUUUUACCUGAUGCAGCUGCAUCACUGCUGAUCAGUGUGUUGGGUCAGCGGUGAAAACGUUUCUCGGAUGCUACGGAAGAACGAUUGUUUUACUCAUUUAAAUACGACGGUUUUGUAAAACUUCAACUAUUUUUCCACAUUCCCUCUAAAGUACAGGAGAUCUUCAGUCAGGUGGGAAACGUAUGUUUUCUAUGUAUCCCCUGACUUGACUCCCUAUGUACGCACAGCACUUUAAUGUGGCACGUAUGGUCACACUGCCCUCUAGGGGACAUUUGGGGUUAUGUGGAUCAAGGUUGCACAUGGUCCCUUAUUGUAAAUGAACUGACCACCUCAGGUUAUGAAGGGAGACAUUAGAGAGUGAUGGGUAAAGAUCGAGAAUGCAAAGUGCUUUGAGACACGUUGAAAAGUUGUCAUCACGCCCCCAAAUGAUUAAAGAACUUGAAUUAUGAUCUUUUAGGUGACCAAAUAUUAGUGAAGUGCACUUUCACACCAUAUUGCCAGGUCGCACGUGUUGUCUUAAAGCCACAGUGUUGCUGCACAAAAAAUGAAAAAAAGGCAAGCGAUAUACAAUUGAAAAGCCAUGUAUUUUGGAAAAACGGUUAAGUAAUACACAAGUUAUAGAUUAUUAAAGUGUUUUCGUGAACUAACCAAUUUACCCCAAAUUAUGUGGCCAAUAUUUAUUGUUGCGUUGCAGCCUUUAAUGUUUACUUAUCUGUGUUGUGGAACUUGUAUCAUCAUAGUCUGAUGCAAAUAUAUAAAACUUGAAAUUGGUUAUUCUGCUUUUAUUGAUGAAUAUUUAAUCCACCACAAGACCCUGCUACACUAAAUAACCACUAAAUAUGAGUCAAAUGUCAUGUCAAGCAGCAUCAGGGACGGGUUUUUUUGUUACCUGUAGCUGUAUUAGUUUGAAUAUUGUGCAGAUGUGCUUGACCUUAAAUUAUGUAUUAGAGAUGUUAACCUAGUAUUACUUUACUACUGCAUUAAGUGCCAUUAGUUAGUUAGUAGAUUUUAUUUGGACAUGGACGUGACAAUGUCAUUGGACGAACCAGAUGCAUUGUUUACAGUGUGUUAGCAUAAAUGCUAGUUUACAACACCUGUCCACAGGAGGCUAUGUUAUGUAUAUAUAUAUGCCCUUGAAAGGUAGACUGUAAGAAUUUAUUGAUAUAUGUCCUGUUUGAUAAUAAAAUAGAAACCACAGUAAAGUUG
Pleuronectes platessa (European plaice) is the source of this 2414-nucleotide messenger RNA. RefSeq lists its product as uncharacterized. The transcript has 5 exons. Lineage: Eukaryota; Metazoa; Chordata; Actinopteri; Pleuronectiformes; Pleuronectidae. The record is from RefSeq and is a predicted model, not a curated record. The coding region runs from base 285 to 1133 and encodes 282 amino acids.